Molecule: messenger RNA, 768 nt
Organism: Penaeus indicus
Lineage: Eukaryota; Metazoa; Arthropoda; Malacostraca; Decapoda; Penaeidae
Product: atherin-like
Exons: 4
Coding region: 1-768 (255 amino acids)
Source: RefSeq, a predicted model, not a curated record
AUGACUCCAAACUCCACGCUGUCUCGGGAGUCUGGCGGGAGACGAAUAAAACAAGCUGCACUCCGAGGCCGGUGCUGCAAAUAUCAUCAGCUGCCGCGAAGCAACACGGAAUCAGAAACUGGGCCCGAGACCAUCGCCGCCGCUCAUAAAUUUCCUCUUAUCGCCCGCGAUGACACGACCUCGUUACCGCGUCCGGGGCCGCGGGGCGGGGCCGCGGAGGCGGCGGAGCCGCCGACAAGACGAGGCGGCGGGGAAGAGGCGCGCGAAGCAGCCGCGGGGGAGCCCGGGGCAGCCGUACAGCCGGGGAAGAGGCACCAGCCGAAGACGGCUCAGACGGAGCAAGCCGACGCUCAGGACAGGCCGCGCCUGCCGCGGCAGAUAGCCGAGACCCGACGCCCCAGUCCCGCCGCCGCAGCCGCGCGCGUGCGCCGCCGCGCCGACAUCGCCGGACACCGCGCAGCCGGCAGCGCGCCGCGUGCGCCGCCGCCGCCGAUCCGCCGCCGCGUUCUCGCCGCCCCGCCUCCCGCCUCCGCCGCCUCCCCGCCGCCGCUCUUCGCACUCUCGCCGCCUCCGCCCUCCCCACCUCCACCGCCUUCUAUAAGUAAAAUACGUACGCCGAUGCCCUCGGCACACGUGCGUGCGGGCGCAGCAGGAAGCAGCGAUCUCUUCGGCGAACGGGCGCGCGUGCGGGCGAACGAACCGCGACGGCGCAUCAGAAGGCCCGCCAACUGGUCCGGCGAGUCAGCCAUUUUGAUUAGUUGUAUAUAA